ACAAUUCAACAUUCCGAUUGAAGUAUUGCCGCGCAAACUAGAGCCAACUUCAUGGUUGAUUUUAUGUAUUUCAAACGAAUCUAUUGUUAAUGUAUUUUGUUUAUGUGAAAACGAUAUUUUAUUGUGUAAAAAUUGUCUAGUAUUUUGGAAUAGAAUCAAUUGAAAUUGGAUUAUUCGAUGUAAAAAAUAAAGCGAGAGAAAUGGCGGCAAAUGAAAUAUCGCUAUUCAAUUCGAGCGUAUCGACUGUGGAUGGAAAUGCGAGUGUAAACAAUGAUAUUGAGAAUGGGAUGAACAAUGAAGACAUGAUACUGGCUCGAUUGAACGAAUUGCGAUUAUGGCAGGAAUCGCAGCGUAAAUCAUUGGUUGAAAAUCAAUUGGAUCAACAAAAAAUGUUAGAAUUGGAAAAACAAAAAUUGUACGCUCUGUUCGGGCUGAAUGCUGACGAAUCCAGUUUACAAGACGCUGGUGCCUAUUCAGCCGAAUCGAGUUUUGGCGUUCAACACAAUCAACAACAACAGCAACAACCGAGAGUGAUGAAUAACAUUUAUGAAACACCAAAAACACAUCUCAACGAUUCCAAUCCUUCGAUAGAACAAAAACCACUGGAACUAAACUCACCCUCAAUCAAUCAAUUGCAAAAAAUCAUCGAAAAUUUGGCAAACCAUUCGCCAAGACGCGAUGUACACCACCAACACGAAGACAAUGCAAACAUUCCGAAACGGCCGUAUUUAAAACGCGGUGAAGGGUUGAAAAAUCGCUUUAAAAUUUCUCCAGAUGCCUUCCGUUUGGACAAUCUGCCAAAAUAUAAAUAUGCACGGCGGAUGCAAAAACAUGCGCAAUCGCAACAAUUGCGUAAACAACGUCAUCAGGAAAUCCCAACAAAUGAUACAAUAACAUCAACUGCAGGCGUAGGGGUGGCUGAAACGUUCGAAGGACAACAAAACAAUGCAAAAGAUCAUUCUAUCCACAAUCGGAGUCAAAGUGAAAAUAACCGAAAAACAGUGAGAGAAACAACAAAACGACCCAGCCCACAAACGUUGCAAUUGAAAUUGAAACCAAACGCGACGGCAAACAAAGUGAAACCAUUGUCAUCGUCGAAUGAGGUUCUGCAUCAGUACAAUCAAGAUGUUGCGCGGAGUGUAGAGCAAGCAAUUGUACCGAGAAUUAAACGACCAAGUUUAUUGUCACCGGCCACAAAAAUCUUAUUGGACACACCAACCAGGGAGCGAGUACAGUUCCAGCAGGACGAGAUAAACGAACUAAAGCAUUUUGUGCAAUUGGAACAGGAUUUUGAUAAAAAUCAAAGUGCGUUAGAAAUGGACCGAGGAAGACGUGACGAUAAUGUGGUGCUAAAGUUCAAAGUGGGCCUCAAUUUAUCGCCAAAAAAUUACAUGAGCCAUCGAAAUUUCGGUGACAUUGAAGAAGAAGAAGAGGAGGAGGAAGAAGAGAAUUUUCAGCACAGCAUUAGUAGUGAUAGUAGUAUGGGCGACGAAUCGAAACAUGUCCGUUUCCACUCGAGAGCGUUGACCAUCGAAAAGGAUGAUCGGAGUCAGAUGAUGGCUGAAAAUAUUUACGAUGUGCCAAGAACAUCCAGUCCACAUGAAAACUCAUCGGAUUCAUUUAAAAAGUUCAAGGAAAAGUUAUUUGAUAGACGACUGAAGCAAAAGUUCCAGAAUCGAUUGAGCGUUGCCAAAGAUUUCGAAAUAUCAGAUAUGAAUUCCAAUUGUGACGAUGAAGAAGCCACGGCACAUCAUUUGAACGAAACGGACGAUGCCGAGGUAAAGAGUAAGCUGCAAGAGCGUAUGCAGAGUUUGGAACGAGAGAUUCAUUCGUUCCGCCAACAAAAUAACGAGCUUACCAAAUUGAUCCGUGAAUAUGACAUAAUUCGAUUGAAUUACGACGCAGAGCAUCGAGCCGCACAAGAGCGCAUGGAAAAUGAACGCAUCAACUUUGAAAUGUACAUGCAUGAUCAACGGUUGAAAAUGUUGGACGAAAAAUCCAAAUGGGAGAAAAAGAUGAAAGAAGGUCGCGCAAUAACACAAAGUGAAAAGGAUGAGCUGGUGCGUUUGCGAGAGAAGUGUGCCAAUCAUGAAGCGGAGCUCAGUGCUCGGGAACAGAAACAUGUCAGUGCACAGGGCCGAAUACGGGCACAGUUACGGAACGUCGAAAAGGAUUUGAAAGAAACGCGAAUCGAAUUGGAAAGCCUGCAACGGGAGAAUAAGAAAUUGGAAGCGGAGAAUAUGCGAUUGAGACGUCAGAGCAAUAGCAAAAUUUUAACAGAAAUCAACAAAAGUAUUUCGAAACUGUCCCAUUCGAAUGAGCAUGACAACCAGCGGGAGAACGAAAAAGAUGGUGUGAACGAGAAGACAUUGCGACGUGGUGUGAAAAAGUGCUCCAAUAUGAAUGCCCACAAAACCGUUGUGGCCAAAGUGACAUGUCAUCGUGAAUCGUCGAAAGGGAAUCGUGAACGUUCAAACAGUGUGCCAAAUUUGCGAAGUGAAAGCACGGAAAAAAUUGCAUACGAACUUUGUUCCAGUUCGAACGUUUCGGAAGGUGAAAAUAGUGAGAGUUCAUCGCACGAGGAUAAAUCCAACUAUUUCGCCAAUUCAGUCCAAAAAGACCGAUUCAGCAGCGCCGAUGAGGAGGAAUACAACAAACACAAGUCAAAUCAAUGCGAUGAAUCAGACAAUAUUAGCACUGGAAUGAAACGCGUCAUUGAAAAUCCCGAUGGCAGCAAAGAUGUGUGGUAUCAAAAUGGUAAUUUGAAGAAAAUCUCAGCCGACGGAAUGUGCAUUCGCAUGCUGUACUUCAACAAAGACAUCAAAGAAACCGACAUCAAAGAAGGAAUUGUCAAGUAUUAUUAUGCCGAAACAAACACCUGGCAAACCACUUACUUGGAUGGAUUGGAAAUUUUUGAAUAUCCUGAUGGUCAAACUGAGCAUCGUUACAAAGAUGGCAAAGUGGAAAUAUAUUUCCCAAAUGGGACGGUACGUAUAUGCAAUCCAGCUAGAGAGCAACAGGAAGGAAUUAAAGAAGAAUGGAAAUAUCCCGAUGGAUCGAAUGCAAUUCAAAUGACCAAUGGUGAACGUAUGCUAUUACUACCGAAUGGGCAGCGGGAAAUCCAUGCAAAUGGUCACAAACGACGUGAAUAUCCCGAUGGAACAGUGAAAAUUGUUUAUCCAGACGGUAGCCAGGAGACAAGAUACUCAAACGGUAGGGUUCGGUUGAAGAAUAAAGACGGUAAACUUAUCAUGGACUCGGAAACCAUUUCCAUUUAAAAUAACACAUUAUCAUUAGCUCAACUACAUUGUCAAAACCUAUUUAGAAUUAAAUGUCACAAUAGCAUCCAUUCAUCGUUACAUUUACAAAGAUAUCCCACAUACAUACACAUACACACUCAACGUUGACUUUGAUGUGGACUUAUUCUGAUUGAGAAUCAAAAAAUUGGUGUAAAACUCUUGUGAACUCACAAAUAAAAAUAACGAACGGAUUUUAAAAUUGUA
Sitodiplosis mosellana (orange wheat blossom midge) is the source of this 3503-nucleotide messenger RNA. It is a transcript of the gene Sas-4, whose product is annotated as centromere protein J. Lineage: Eukaryota; Metazoa; Arthropoda; Insecta; Diptera; Cecidomyiidae. Gene Ontology annotation, molecular function: tubulin binding. Gene Ontology annotation, biological process: centriole elongation; cilium assembly. The transcript has 3 exons. Bases 201 to 3278 code for a protein of 1025 amino acids. The record is from RefSeq and is a predicted model, not a curated record. Gene Ontology annotation, cellular component: nucleus; centrosome; centriole.